This is a messenger RNA of Penicillium roqueforti, 1479 nucleotides long. RefSeq names its product ERMES complex subunit MMM1 (gene mmm1). The transcript is spliced from 3 exons. Gene Ontology annotation, biological process: mitochondrion organization; phospholipid transport. The record is from RefSeq and is a predicted model, not a curated record. Gene Ontology annotation, molecular function: lipid binding. Lineage: Eukaryota; Fungi; Ascomycota; Eurotiomycetes; Eurotiales; Aspergillaceae. Bases 1 to 1479 code for a protein of 492 amino acids. Gene Ontology annotation, cellular component: endoplasmic reticulum; ERMES complex.
AUGGUGCUCCAACAAAAUGAGCCCGCGCCAUACGCGACUCAAUCCUCCUUGUCCUUUACCCAGGGGUUCCUUCUCGGCCAACUCUCAGUAGUACUACUGAUAGGCGCUUUCAUCAAGUUUUUCAUUUUUGGUGAAGCGCCUCCCCCUCCAUCGCGGGGCAUGUCGAACCGCACAACACACCGCCGCAAUAGCUCGGUCUAUAACCCCCCUCAAGAUAGCCAAAAGUCAUUACGAGAAAAACCGUCCACGUCGAAUGUUCUUCGCCCUGUACCUUCUACCUCUACAAACACCCGCUCCAUCCUCCGCAAAACAUACUACAGUGCCAUUCCUACCAACCCUACGAGCAAGCAGGGCCGACACCGCAUGCAUCACUCCUCACAUCAACCCGAGUCGCUGGACUGGUUCAAUGUGCUCAUUGCACAGACAAUUGCUCAGUAUAGGGAGACAGCAUAUUCCCUCAAGGACUCACCCACUUCGUCAAUCCUCAGCUCGCUAACGGCGGCCAUGAACAACCCGGAGAAGAAACCAUCUUUCAUAGACCAGAUAAAUGUGACCGAUAUCUCAUUGGGCGAAGAGUUUCCCAUUUUCAGCAACUGCCGCAUCAUCGCCGUUGACGACCCCAUGUCCGACGGUGGACGGCUACAGGCGCUACUGGAUGUCGACCUUAGCGACGACAACCUUUCUAUUGCUGUCGAGACAUCCAUGGUUCUGAAUUAUCCCAAACCUCGCUCUGCCAUUAUACCAGUAGCGCUGUCAGUUUCAGUUGUGAGAUUCUCAGGAACACUUUGUAUAUCCUUGAUCCCAGCAUCGACCGAACCCCCAGAACCACUCCAAACACCUGAUGGAUUACCAGCGCACCCCACAUCAGACCCAGGGAACAACGCAGGGAAUCGACCCCCUGGUCCCGGAGAGCACACAAGCUCGGAAGACCACCUCCCACCGAAAAGCAGCCCGAAAAGCAACGUCGCAUUCUCCUUCCUCCCAGAUUACCGUCUCGACCUCUCCGUGCGCUCACUCAUCGGAUCCCGCAGCCGACUGCAGGAUGUACCGAAGAUAGCGCAACUAGUCGAAGCGCGAGUCCACGCAUGGUUCGAGGAGCGCGUCGUCGAACCUCGAGUUCAAGUUGUCGGACUUCCAGACCUAUGGCCGCGCAUGGGCAGAACAGGCGUCCGGACCGGGGAGGACUCGGAUGCUGGAUCAACGGCACCACCGCGCAGCGUGAGUUCUACCGAUGUGGCAGGACCACCGCGGUUCUCCGACGAUCAUGCUCGGGAGCUGGAGGGGCUGCGGUUCCGUGGGGGCAUGUUAGGGCUUGGUGCUGGCUCGCGCACGACUAGUUUUAAUGUUGAUAUGGGUGGCUUGCGCAGCUCGAGUAUGUCGAGGCAACAGAGCGGCGGUGCUACGAGUGACCAUUUUGAUAUGCCUGGUGCCAUGCCGGCGAGUACGCCAUUGGGGACGCCUGGCAUCCCAGACCAUUGA